This is a messenger RNA of Entamoeba invadens IP1, 975 nucleotides long. RefSeq lists its product as hypothetical. The record is from RefSeq and is a predicted model, not a curated record. Bases 1 to 975 code for a protein of 324 amino acids. The transcript has a single exon. Lineage: Eukaryota; Evosea; Mastigamoebida; Endamoebidae.
AUGAGUCUAUCCUCAAUAUCCGACAGUUCAUCAAGACAUUCCGCACCAAUUUGGACCGAUGCAGAAGAUGAAACACUUCGAAAUAACAUCAAGAACACCGACAAAUCAAUGUUUUGUGAGAUGAAGUACUUCAUGAUGUUGUUGAAGGGUAUUUCAACAAAACGCAUUGUCGACGUGAAAAUGCGGUUCAACUUCAUUGAGUUCAAAAACUCGAAUCCCACAUCAACAAUGUCAUGGGAAGACUUCUACAUCUUAAAUAAAGAUACACCACCAACAAAACCGACUCGUUCACGCUCGUACUCUGCUGAACGACACCGUGCAAACUCAAGACACUCUUCUGCUGGAAGUUCAAGGACUCGAACAAAAAGUCGGCCGUUAUCGCCGUCACCGUCUUUUGACUUCAAAGAAGAGUCUAAAGGGGACAACAAGUCUGCAAUAUCUUCCUCAUCAAAAAAACAUCGAUCAACAAGCGCAGAAACAACAAAGCGAAGAAAUGAAAGGAACUUGGCUCCCUUAACUGAACGGUCAAACACACAAAUUAACCUUAAAAAACGUUUACAAGGAACAUCUGAGGCGCCAUGUUCUUGGAUUUCUAUUACACCAAGUUCACAAGACACUUGCACGAAUUUUUCGACUUUAAGUUAUGACACUGAAACGCCUAAAGUACACAAUCUCUCGGGUAUAGGGCCUAUCGGUCUUGCGUUUGAUGAAUCUUUGCUUGAUAACAACAGGACGUUCAUUGAAGAAGUUAGAAACAAACUAGUCGAUGGCGACAAAUAUAUCGAGAUGCUCGAAACACAGGUAGCUGGUGGGAAUAACCCAAUCGAUACCAUGGAACUGUUUAAAGGAUAUGUCAAUUCAAUGGUCAAGUUAACUUCAAGUAUAAAUUAUAGGCCUCUCCCAACGUUUUUUGUGGACUUGUUGGUUAUCGACAAGAACAGUGGAGCACUUGUGUUUCAACAGUUUCAAAAUUAA